Messenger RNA from Pygocentrus nattereri (red-bellied piranha), 2007 nucleotides. Its product is annotated as chemokine-like receptor 1. Gene Ontology annotation, biological process: phospholipase C-activating G protein-coupled receptor signaling pathway; complement receptor mediated signaling pathway; inflammatory response. Gene Ontology annotation, molecular function: complement receptor activity; G protein-coupled receptor activity. Lineage: Eukaryota; Metazoa; Chordata; Actinopteri; Characiformes; Serrasalmidae. The record is from RefSeq and is a predicted model, not a curated record. The transcript has 2 exons. Bases 99 to 1052 code for a protein of 317 amino acids. Gene Ontology annotation, cellular component: plasma membrane.
GUUUUGACAUCUCAUGUGCUGCAAACAACUUCAGAGUUCAGUUCAGCUUCUAAAAGGACAAACCACAGGAUACUUUCAUUUGCCUGAGAAUUUCCAGGAUGUCCUCCAACACGACAGAGCCUACUGACUAUGACUAUGAAUAUGACUAUCAUUGGCAGAUAGAGGAAACCAGAGCAAAUGCUGCAUCUUUUAAUGGCAUCAGGAUGCUAUACGUUAUCUCGUACUUUAUUAUUUGCGCCCUGGGUGUGAUCCUCAACUCUUACGUGAUCGUCGUCGGUUUGAAGAGUAUGCGUAAGAAGACUGCCACCUGUGUGUGGAUCCUGGCAUUGGCCAUGACCCACUUGGUCUGCUCUUCAUUCCUGAUGCUGCAGCUUUUGUAUGCAUGGCAUCACUUCAACUGGAAUUAUGGAGCAGCUCUUUGCAAGCUCUCAUCCUACAUUACCUAUGCCAGCAUGUUCUCCACAGGUGCUCUGCUCAGCCUGUGGAGCAUCAGCAGAAGAUUCCCAGGUGGCAAGCAUGGCCUAUCCACAGUCCUGAUAAUGGUUCUAUGCUCCUGGACAUUCGGAGCAGUUGUCAGCAGCCCAUCUCUGCUCUACCGAGAGCUUCACUACACAGAGAUGGGAGUGCAGUGCAUUGAUGACUACAAUUCAAACAAAGAGAGCACAACACCCGAUGGAAUGAGAAAAUUGACCACUGUUCUUCUGAGCAGGCUCCUGCUGGGCAUAUUGAUUCCUGUGCUUGUGAUGGGAGCAAGUGCAUGUCUGAUACGACCACCCGAUCACAAUCUGAAGAGUUGCAAGCGAAUCAUCUGUGCUAUAAAGGUGAGCUACUUCAUCUGCUGGACGCCCUUGCUUGUUUUGUGUCUCGUUCAGGUCACUGAAGUAAGCCCUUUCAAAUAUGCAUUACCAGCAACCACUGUGCUGGCCGCAGCUCAUUGUUUCAUCAACCCUGUGAUCUAUCUGUUGGUGGGAUGCCAAAUUAACAUGGACUGGAUGACAAAGGAACCAAGUAACUCUAACCAUGAAAGUCAAUCUGGUGAGUGCAUGCAUUAAAUUACAGGCAAUAAUGGUGUACAUCUGGAAGACCAUCAGCAGCUCACGUGUCAGCUUAAUAAAUCUCUGCCAAAAGGAAAUGGGAAGGCAAGGAUGUUCCAACAUUCCAAGGGAUUCCCAAGGGUUACUUUCCUUUCUCAACAAGUUCAAGGCCAGAGGAACAUUUUGAUUGCCAUGCAUGAGCACCAAACCUUGGGCAUUUUCUAUAUGAAAUGUUGCACAUAGUCACAAUAAGCAAAGCCAAAGGCCCACCAUACCAAUAAUGCGUGAAAAGAGAUUUGUUAGCACUGGAAAGCAAUUAGGGGACUAGCGCAACUUAUGUUCCCUACUUGAAUAGACACAACGUAAAACAAAGGAAAAGAACCUGUUGUUAGAAAGAUUAUAUAGAAGAAUAUGUAUCAUUAUCACAAUCACUCUUGGCAAACAAAACUCUAGCCCAAGACUGGACUCUCUGAAACAUUUACAGGAAACUUCACAAGUCAGUAUUUCUGCAGGAAUGGCUAGAUCUAGUUUUUGGAUGAAAUGCAAAUGUCAACGACCACCCUUUGAAUUCUUUCCACUCAGAAUAGUGAGUAAGUGCAAAUUAUUGCUUUUUUAGGUCCAGGAACGAAAUAGGAAACACAUAUUUGACACAACUUUUUAAGGUGUGGGAAUAAGAUGAUAAAAGGCUGACCACAACUUAGUAAAGAUUCUUAUACGUGGCCUUUCUAAGACAUGGUAAUGAAUUAUAUUAGGAUAUUGUUUCCAUGCUUUAAUACUACAAUUACAAUUUAAUGCCAUGCGUCAUUUUUAUUUAUGUAUUUUACAGUGAAUAGUGUGAAAAAUAGAAUUUGUGAUUUCAAGGCCCAAUCCCAUUUCACACCUCGCCCCUACCACUCAACCUUUAGCCCUCCUUUUUGUGUGUUCAUGUCUAGUGUCGUGUACCAAUUUUUGUUGAGAUAGAGGGGUAGGGUGA